Molecule: messenger RNA, 1564 nt
Organism: Porites lobata
Lineage: Eukaryota; Metazoa; Cnidaria; Anthozoa; Scleractinia; Poritidae
Source: the annotation of a GenBank genome assembly
AUGAUUGAGCUCACUCGUAAAGUCGCUAAACCUCACCACCACAUUAAAUUAAGCCAGGGUUUCUUCAAGGAUCUCACUAUGUGGCAACAGUUUAUCCACACCUGGAAUGGGGCCGGGUUUUUCCUCCCUACUUCAUGGCUAGACUCCGACUCCUUAGAACUCCAUACCGAUGCCUCAGGCACACUUGGGUACGGUGGGAUAUUAGGUCAGAAAUGGUUUCAGGGUAGGUGGAGACUCACCACCUGCUCAAUGCUCCUGGUAUAAGCAUUGCCUGGCAAGAGUUAUUUGCUUUGGUGGUAGCAUGCCACCUAUGGGGGGAUGAGUUUGCCAAUAAGCGUAUCGUUUUCUAUUGCGACAACCAAUCGGUUGUCAAUAUAGUAAACUCCAAACGAUCCCACAUUCCUAGGGUUAUGGAUCUGGUUCGCCAUUUUACCCUCUUGACUUUAAGACAUAACUUCUAUCCAAGGGCGGAACAUAUUGAAGGCAAGAAAAAUGACAUCGCGGAUUCCCUCUCUCGAUUUCAGAUGGAGCGUUUUCGCAGCCUGGCCCCUCAUGCAGACCCAGCCCCAUGUCCUGUACCCCCAACAAUGUUGGUGAUCUGAAUGCCGACAUCCAGAAGUACUUACGUCUCUCUGUUGCUGCCUCUACUAAACAAACAUAUACCUCUGGUGAACGUAGAUUUUUGGACUUUUGCACCCUCCACAGCCCACACAGGUCAACUUAUUUGCCCACCAAUGAAGAGACUCUAAUUCAGUAUGUUGCAUAUUUAGCCAAAACAAUUAAACACUCAUCCAUCAAGGGUUACCUGGCUGCAGUUAGACACCUGCAUAUCCGCUCAGGCUAUGACCUGGACCUUAAGAAAUUCUUGCGCCUGCAGUUGAUUUGCCGCGGCAUCAAGCGUUCCCAGGGCGAUUCUACCCGCAUUCGACUCCCUAUUACAAUAAACCACCUCAAAUUGUUCUUCCAACUUCUUGCAAUCCCAACCUCCCCUAGUUAUGACUCCAUUAUGGUAUGGGCAGCCAUGACCUUAGCCUUUUUUGGUUUCCUCCGCCUGGGAGAAAUGACCUGCAACUCACCCUAUUCAUCUACACGCCACUUGUCUCCAGGGGAUGUGACCUUUUUCCCCAGUAUUCAGAACCCUGACCAUAUGUCAGUUAGGAUAAAAAUAUCCAAAACUGACCCAUUUCGUUCGGGUCAGACUAUUGUUAUUGGAAAGACUGACCAGAGGGUCUGCCCUGUUUUGGCUAUGACAAAUUAUUUGUCCUACCGGGGGACCACACUAGGCCCACUUUUUCAGUACUUGUCGGGUGCUCCCCUCACAAAAGCGGGACUUACCUCCGAAACUAGGCAGCUUCUCUCUAUGUCAGGUUUUCAGCCCUCUCAGUAUGCGGGACAUAGCUACCGAAUUGGGGCUGCCACAACCUCGGCUUCUGUGGGCCUACCCCCUUGGCUAAUAAAAACACUGGGGCGGUGGUCCUCUGACUGCUAUGAAAGAUAUGUUCAGUGCCCACCUUCCCUUCUUUCUGGGGUUUCCUGUCAGCUGUUAGGUGAUACCUUAAAUUAG